Phymastichus coffea is the source of this 532-nucleotide messenger RNA. Its product is annotated as bublin coiled-coil protein-like. The transcript has 2 exons. Lineage: Eukaryota; Metazoa; Arthropoda; Insecta; Hymenoptera; Eulophidae. The record is from RefSeq and is a predicted model, not a curated record. Bases 40 to 339 code for a protein of 99 amino acids.
GUCAGCUGAUUCUGAUAGUGCAAUUACAAACUGUUUGUAAUGGCAGGAAAAGACGAAAAUAUGGUUGCGAAAGCCGUGCAUCCGAGUGAAAAUGAGGAAGAUAACGCAGAAAAUGGUGUUGAAGAAUCGGAAGAGGUUGAGGAAAUAAAUAGCGAAGAAUUCCAGUCAAUUAAUGACCAACUUGACCAGCUGAAUUUAGUAUUGGAUUCAUUAGAAUCAAAGAAUGAUAAUAUUCAUGCAGAGCUGGUUGAGUUAUUGAAAUCAAAUAGGGAAGCCAGGAAGCAGUUUCAAGAAUCUCAGGACGCUCAACAAAAUGAACAAGGCGAAGCAACAUCUUAAUUAUUAUCAAUAAGCCAAAUGUUUUAUUUUUUGUUAAAUUUCUUUUUUAAAUUAUAAUUAUAGAUAUCUACAAAAAUAUUUACAAUUUAAGUCUUUAACUAGAGUUGUAAAUAUAGUCUCUUGUCAAGGCUAUGCUGGAUGUUACAUUCCUGAACGUGUAAAUUGUAUAAAGGGUUAAGAUUAAAUUUAUCCG